Messenger RNA from Daphnia carinata, 2369 nucleotides. Its product is annotated as methylmalonyl-CoA mutase, mitochondrial-like. The coding region runs from base 121 to 2358 and encodes 745 amino acids. Gene Ontology annotation, molecular function: methylmalonyl-CoA mutase activity; metal ion binding; cobalamin binding. The record is from RefSeq and is a predicted model, not a curated record. NCBI's taxonomy places the organism in Eukaryota, Metazoa, Arthropoda, Branchiopoda, Diplostraca, Daphniidae. Gene Ontology annotation, cellular component: mitochondrion. The transcript is spliced from 14 exons.
UAGAAAAGUUUUUUGGUUCAUGUUUACAUCUUAAACCGCGUUUUAGAUCUCUGGCAUCCAACAACAAUCUAAGGCGCAGUUGGCAAUCUUAACAAAAAAUAUCAAUAAAACUAUAAUAACAUGGCGUCAUUGCUUUUGAGAUACUCCAACUCACUUCGUUUUGUGUCAGCCUCCCAAGUGAGUCAGCUGAGGUGCUUACACCGACAACCUCUCGAUCCGGAAUGGGCGGCUUUGGCAAAAAAACAGUUGAAAGGCAAAGAUCCUGAGCAAGAAUUGCUUUGGUAUACAUCUGAAGACAUUACAUUGAAACCAAUUUAUACAAAAAAAGAUGUUGAAGGGCUGGAACAUGAAUUACCUGGUAAGUUUCCUUACACACGGGGCCCUUACCCCACAAUGUACUCUCAGAGACCAUGGACAAUCCGACAAUAUGCUGGUUUCAGCACAGUAGAAGAGAGUAAUAAAUUUUAUAAAGAAAACAUAAAGGCUGGACAGCAAGGACUGAGUGUGGCUUUUGAUCUUGCCACUCACUGUGGCUAUGAUUCUGAUAAUCCACGUGUUUAUGGUGAUGUGGGUAUGGCUGGAGUGGCAAUUGACAGUGUUGAAGACAUGAAAGCUUUGUAUGAUGGAAUCCCUCUUGAGAAAAUGUCUGUCUCAAUGACUAUGAACGGAGCUGUAAUUCCAGUUUUGGCGAUGCACAUUGUUGCAGCUGAAGAACAAGGCGUUAAAGCGGAACUCUUAUCGGGUACCAUUCAAAACGACAUCCUUAAAGAAUUCAUGGUUCGAAAUACUUAUAUUUAUCCGCCUGCUCCUUCUAUGAGAGUCAUUGGUGACAUUUUUAGUUACAUAUCAGCGAAAAUGCCGAAGUUUAACUCGAUCAGUAUAUCGGGAUACCACAUGCAAGAGGCUGGAGCAACUGCGACACUUGAACUGGGAUUCACUAUGGCUGAUGGCAUCGAGUAUUGUCGAACAGGCUUGCAAUCAGGCUUAACUAUUGAUGCCUUCGCACCACGUUUAUCAUUCUUCUUUGGGAUUGGAAUGAACUUUUAUAUGGAAAUUGCCAAAUUAAGAGCAGCCCGCCGUCUCUGGGCCAAUUUGCUUCAAGAAAAGUUUAGCCCUAAAAGCCAAAAAUCAUUGGCUUUAAGGACUCAUUGUCAGACAUCCGGCUGGUCAUUGACAGCUCAAGAUCCGUAUAAUAACAUUGUGCGUACGACAGUCGAAGCUAUGGCAGCUGUCUUUGGUGGCACGCAGUCUCUCCACACCAACUCCUUCGAUGAAGCCCUGGCCUUACCUUCUAAAUUUUCGUCACGUAUUGCCCGCAACACACAAAUCAUACUUCAGGAAGAAACAGGAAUACCAAAGAUCAUUGAUCCCUGGGCCGGCAGUUAUAUGAUGGAGACGUUGACUGACGAAGUAUACACGAAAUCCAAAAGGAUUGUUGAUGAAGUCGAGCAAAUGGGUGGUAUGGCCAAAGCUGUAGCAUCCGGCUGGCCUAAACUUAAAAUCGAAGAAUGUGCUGCCCGUCGCCAAGCACAGAUUGAUUCCGGCUAUGAGACAAUUGUUGGUGUGAACAAAUAUCAACCAGAAAACCCGGAGCAAGUGGAAGUCCUCAUGAUCAAUAAUGCAGAUGUCCGAAACAAGCAAAUUGAAAAAAUCAAAAAGGUUAAAGCGACCCGCGACUCAGCCAAAGCUGAACAGUGCCUCAAAGCGAUAACAGAUUGCGCUGGUGGCGCUGAGGGCAACUUAUUGGCCUUGGCUGUCGAGGCUUCUAGAGCUCGCUGCACCGUAGGCGAAAUAACCCAAGCCAUGGAAAAGGUUUUUGGUCGUCACGUAGCGCGGGACACAAUGAUUUCAGGAGCCUACAAAAGCGAGUUUGCAGACAAAUCGCAGUUCGAUAUAGUAGCUAAAAAGAUUGAAGAAUUGGUUGCCCUUGAAGGCCGUCGUCCUCGUAUCCUAGUUGCAAAGAUGGGUCAAGACGGUCAUGAUCGCGGUGCCAAAGUCAUUGCUACUGGUUUCGCAGACCUCGGAUUCGAUGUCGACAUCGGCCCUCUGUUCCAGACGCCGAGCGAAGUAGCCCAACAAGCCAUUGAUGCUGAUGUUCACGUUGUCGGAGUGUCUUCAUUGGCCGCCGCUCAUCGGACCCUUGUACCUGAGUUGAUUAAGGUUUUGAAAGAUAUGGGUCGAUCUGAUAUUCUCGUUGUCGUUGGUGGCGUUAUCCCACCUCAAGAUUACGACAUGGUCUACAAUGCCGGCGCGUCUGCCAUUUUCGGACCGGGUACGAAAAUUCCUGUUGCAGCGCUGGAAGUUGUUAAUUUGAUUAUCGGCGGAUUAACACGAAAAACUCAAUCAACAGCCAAUUAAGUAAAACUUGA